Molecule: messenger RNA, 573 nt
Organism: Nematocida parisii ERTm1
Lineage: Eukaryota; Fungi; Microsporidia
Exons: 1
Coding region: 1-573 (190 amino acids)
Source: RefSeq, a predicted model, not a curated record
AUGGGGUGUACAGCAGACUGUGUGUGUAAUGAUGGAGUACCAUCUAAAUCAUUAUUUUCAUCGAUAGAUAUAGACAAAGUAACAACAAUCAAUGAAAAGGACAAAGAUAGUUGUAAGGAAUUACUUAAGAGGAGUGAAUCAAUAAGAAAUGUAAAAAUGUCAGCACACUCUAAGAGCAACAAAGGAUUAGUCAUUAAAAUACCUUUUAUAUGCAAGGUAUUACUAAAUAGGAUAGAGAUAAUGACUACAUUCACUAAAAUAGAAGUAUUUAUUAACAAUCAGUACGUCACACUAACAUAUAAACCAAAAGUACCUGAAGAGUAUUUCCUACCAGGAGGUGAUCAUAUAUUCCCCAUAACAAUACCAGCGUAUAAGCAUAAGUCAGUAGAUACAUUAACCAUAAGACUAUCUAAUAAUGAUGAGUAUGGAUCUAUUGGAUAUCUCUGUAUAUGUGGAGUAGUUACAGGCAAAUUACCCAAGGCCAUAAAUGUAUCGUAUGAGUUAUACGGCCUACCAGAGAAUACAAAAUCAUUCAGCAAAGAAACCACCAGCACAGAAACACAUAAAAAUUAA